This is a messenger RNA of Dentiscutata erythropus, 354 nucleotides long. The record is from the annotation of a GenBank genome assembly. Lineage: Eukaryota; Fungi; Glomeromycota; Glomeromycetes; Diversisporales; Gigasporaceae.
AUCAUGUCAGCUAUCGUGACUAAAAUCAUUGAAAAAUACAAUCUCAGCCCCAAAAUGAGUGUGUCCGAUCUCAGUAAAUAUACCUCAGAAUUUGUUGAAAACCUUACCGAUGAUAGAAAGCGAAAUCAAGGUCGACGACGUCUUCGAGAUAGUUUUAAAUUUAGCAGUGAUCGGGGUAGUUGCAAAAUAGCUAUAGCUUCUCCCCCUAAAGAUUUGGAAGAAGAGAUUAUCAGAGAAAUAACUAAACGAAUCUUACAGAAUAGAUAUGGAUUUAGCGGGAAACAAGUUGAUGAUUUAUUCUCUACCCAGAAAAAUGGAAGUACGUUCGAAGAGCUAUUGCCCUGCAAUAGAGAC